CAGGGGUUCUCUCUCUCCCCCCCCCCUUAGUAUUAUUAUUAUUAUUCCCCACUCUCAGAUCACCUUGGAGUGUGCAUGGAAUGGACUCCACCAGUUCUCUCAGCAACUUGGACGGACUCUGCGAGACCCCUUUUUAACUCUUUUCCUACCAACACCCCCCCAUCUCAAGUCAGCAGGAUGGCUGAAAAUGAGGCCGAAUCUCCCGGAGAACUAAAUACAUUAUUAUUAUUAUAGCCAAUAUUGGCUUUUUCGGAAUACUUCGCCCAUCCGAAAGGACUAUUUCUUUCCACAACUUCCGCCUUGUGGAUAAUGGAUGGCAGAGACUUUGGAGCUCCCCGAUCCGUCCACGUACCACCCCCGUUGUUGGCGGGGCUCGCCGUGGAGCCUCACCGACUCGGGGCUGCUGCAGCAGCCGGUAGGAUCCCUCCCUCACCCGGCCACUUGGCCGCGACCCACCCGCCUCCUCUCCACUCUGGAAAAUUUUUGCCUUCGGCCAUUAACCUGCAUGCACACCACAGUGAUGCCUUCCCAACGGGGUCCAAUCCCUUCUUGGCGGGUUAUCCGGGCCCCUCCCCCUUGACCUCUGAGCCUGCGUACAGAUCAGCCAAUCCUAGUGGUCUGCAAAUGGCUCCGCUCUGGGCAUCGCACGCUCACGAAGGCUACCCUCUUCCUGGCAGCCUGUACGCCAACCCCUACCUGUCAUUGGGACACUUGGACCCUCCCUCGAUCUCCCAAAAUCACCUAUAUGACUCCCAUAAAGAGAGCUUUUUCCUGCCAGCUGCUAUUAGUCAGUCAUCCCUCCACCCUCCAUCUGCUCCCCCAAGGACACUGUCCAGCUCGACACCACCCCAAAAGGCGUCUCGAGAUGGAGGCAGGGACCGGUCCUACCGGGGAGAGCGAGAGAGGGACAGAGACAGAGAGCGGUCCAAAGAGGAGCUGCGACCGUAUAGUGUGGUGGACCUCACGCUGGAUGGCAGGAGUGAGGAAGACCGCCGGGCGCGGGGUGGGGAGCGAGAGAAAGAGAGGGAAAGGGACACGGAGAGGGAUGCUUGGCCCUUGCAUUCUCACCACCAUCAACAGAAAUCCCACUCCCAACCCUCCACAGUGGAGCCCAGGUCCAGGCCGUCACCUACGCUGUCCUCCUUCCCUCCAGGUGGGGGCGGAGGCAUGACCCGGCUCCUUGGGCAAGAAUCGGACAGAGGGAACCGGGAGGGGGAGAUCGGUUCAAGAACCCACCAUCUCUCGCACAACGGAAACUCUAAUAACUCGAACUUGCUGACGUCCUCUCACUUGGAACGACAAAGGAGGAAUGACUCUGCAUCAGCGGGCACGCUCCCCUUCUCUUACACACUUCCUCCUGCCCUCCAGCCCUCCAUUACUGCUUUGCCCAACCCCCACACACCCAGAGAGUCAAUGAGAGAGCAAAGAGUCAGCGCGCCGACAUAUGUGCCUUCUGUGGAGGUUUAUGAUGAGCGGGUUGGGCCGAUCCAAAUCGCUUCGCAGGCCCGCGACAACAAGCACGGUGACAAACACCGAGAUCGAGAGCGCGACAAAGAGCUCGAACGGGAAAGCUACAGACUUCCUGAGAGGAGCUCGAUUGAACAUCCUCGGCUGUCCCAGUCUGGCGACUUGAGCAAUCAUCGAGAGGAAGGUUCUGUAAUUUGUUCUAACGGUUCCGUCGGCAAACGGGGCCAGGACUCCUCUCACUCGUCCAAUCAAUCAAGGUUUAGCCCAGAGGCUCGGGACAUGUCCAAGCACUCAAGUCGUCUGGGCUUUGAGCGGACUGGGGCGGAGCGAAAUUGGAAUUCCAUCAGUCCGUUGGCCAACUAUGCUACCAGUCACAUGGCCGCCUUCGCUGCCCAACACGGACACACACUCUCUUCCCCACACAGCCAGACAACACACUCACAAGUUUCCCAUUCCCCACGCACAAGCAACCGGCCCACCAGUAACUCUCACGUGCACAGACAUUCCCCUCAAACACACCCCACCGAACACGGACAGAGCUGCGGGGGCGAGGAAGGAAGUCAGAGACUCUACCUGGACCCGUCAGCCCUCUACCGACCUGGAGUGCCCAGUGGCGGGGAGCGAGCCGGUGGGGCGACUUCUGGCCCUGCGGAGGUUUCAGCCAUGCAGAGUCUCAUUAAAUACAGUGGGAAUUUUGCCGCCGAGAGUACCUCCUCCUCCUCUUCAUUGAGGCACACAGCAGACACCCGAGGGCCCUUUGGAGGUUUGGCCAGCGUCGGGAUGGAAGAGCGUGAAAGAGAAAGAGAGAGGUCAGCCAUAGGAUCAAGUAGUAUCGGGUCCUUGAGGGUCCCUCCCCAGCUGAAAAGAGAGCAAGAGCGGCCCGACAGCGCCCGAUCCUUUGGUAGGGAGGCGGAGGGAGAGGUUCGCCACCCUCCAGUUGGCAUCGCUGUCGCCGUGGCCCGGCAGAGAGACAGCAGCAGCAGUAAACAGACCAGUGGAUCCUCGGACCCUCAGAGGCCCCUGAUGUUGACGACUAUUAAAGAUGAAGAACGAAGUGAGGAACACGCUCGUCACCAUGAGGACAGGAUGCUCGCGGGCCGAUUGGAACGUGAUGACAAAGUGAUCAGAGACCCUAAAGAUCUGCCAGACCUCGCCCAGUUGCACCCUCCCCUGCUGUCGAGCAGCUUGACGCCCAGUAUGAUGACAACCAGCCUCAUGACUCCCAACCUUAUGGUGACUGGAGGGACGGGGCGAUGGCAUCCCGACCCUUCCACUCUGACCUCUCACCCCUGGAUGCCCCGCCCUGGAGCCCCUCCAGUCUGGCUCUCCAGCUCACCAUACAGCUUGAGCUCUUCCUCCCUUCACCAGACUCUUCCCCCAGGCUACCCACCAUCCCUGGGAGGCUCCAUUCCUCCUCCCUACCAGUUUGUCAGGGACUCGCAAACUGGAAAGCUUGUAGUCAUCCCAACAGAACACCUGCCACAUUAUGGAGGUGAUGCCCUGGAGCGUGGGGCCCCUGUGUGGCCUGGGGUGUACGGGACAGGUACUUCCUUGCAGCACGCAGCCCAGCUCCAGCUCCUCUCCCAGCAGCAGAUGCUCCGGCAACAGGAACUUCUCAUGAUCCAGCAGCACACGGCGCAGGUUUUGGAGCUGCAGAGGAAUGCACAGCUAGUUGAGCAUUUAAAGGCCAGUGAGCAUCGGCCAGACACGGACGACAAAGCAGACAAGAGGAACUCAGACUCCAAACCCCGCCUGUCGUCUAUGUCCUCACCGUCUCGCUCACCCGUCCCGCAGCCUCGUAAGCCUCGUCCUCCGUCUCGCUCACCGACACCCUCCACGUCCUCAGUCACACCGCUGCCGCCGCUGCCCUCGCCCGUGACCAACCUCAAGUCGGAGGAAGUGAGGCAGAGAGUGUCUUCUCACCCGCCCGCACCCCUGUCUCACGCGUCCUCACCCCGGUCAGCCUCGCCGCCUCCGUCCUCACCGCGGCGGCCGAAACAUGCCGAGUCUGCCGAGGACGGGCAGCCGGAAAGGCGGGAGUGUAGAGACGGACAUAAGCCGGCUUUUCAAGGCAUCUACUCGGAGCUCCCACCUGGUUACCCUUACCAAUCCAUCACUGCUCCUUUCGGCGCACCUUUCCCUGCGUAUCACAUCCCAGCACCCACCACAGCAAACACUGAAGUGCUUCCCCAACGCCACUCUCAUUCUUUGGAGUUGAGCGCCUCCCUGCCCUCAACCCACCUCCAUUCAAGGCUGCUAGAAGCGGACAUCAAACCACAAAAGUUGACGACAAAGAAUGAGUCGUUCCUGAAACAGGAACAUGUUGUGCAAAAGCAUCAAACGGACAUGACAACAGAACCCCUGCGUCCUCUACUGCGCAGCUGCAGCCCAGUUGGAGCCCGGCAGGAUAGAGGGGGCGGAGGGGACUCAUUGAAGCUUCAACCGAUACUUCAUCAGGUGCCCAGUCCUCCGCCGCAACAAAGCAAACGACCGAAUGACGUCAGGACAGAAGAAAAGGAAGGACAAAUCAAAACAGAGGUGGCGUCAUAUUUGUGUCAGGAAGCUUAUUCUUCUCCACUCAUUGGAGCUGAGCCUGAAGCAGUGGCACACAAGCAUCUCGAUGGGAUACAAUACCCACCACCCAUCACGGCAGAUCUGGAAUGCCAAGAACCCACCAAGCCAAGCACAAGUGCUGUGUGUGAAUCCCAACAACCAGCCACUCCAAAGACCUUGCAACACACUCCAAAUCAAAAGGAGAAUGUCACAGAAGCUGCCGACACGUCCGACUCGCCACUCCCACUGGUGGUUGGUUGUGAGCAUCCCAUGGCAGGGAUGCUUGCUCUACUCACAGCCAGUGAGAUGGCGCAGGCAAGCCUCAUCCCAAGAACUGAAAGCUCUGCUGACUGUAGCGCUGCCGGUUCUCUGGAGAUGGUGGCGCUCGAGGGCAUGGCCCUGCUCAGCCAAAUGGCCCAGAAGGAGAUGGAGAACAUCAGCAAGGAGAAGGAUCUGGCAAUAGAGGGUCUGGAUUAUCUUCUUGAGGUCAGCAGACAAAUUCUCCUGGAGGCCAUAGAGAAACAAUCCCACAUCGAUCUGCCCCGAACGCUCGAUCCCAACAAGAAAUACAGCUGGAGGCAGAGGAAAGAGGAACCGCUGUAUAGCAAAAUGUCUAUGGACGUGUUGGACGCCGUGGAGGUGGAAUACCGCUUCCGCCUGGCUGAGCUGCAGAAAACAUACAAGGAGAAGCAGAGAGAGAUGAGCAAGCUGCAGAGACGCAGAGACAAACAGUGGGUGCACACACACUUGCCACAUCUCCAUACAGACCAUUUACUCUCUUGUCAUGUCAGUGAGCGGCAGGAGGAUGAGAGGCGGAGUUUAACGAGGCGAGGCAGAGGGCGGCCUAGGAAGAGGAAACACUUGGCCACACCUCCCAAACUGGACAGCAGGCCUGGAAAGGUGGGUAGGACAGUGCAAUACUCAGAGGACUCCGAAACUGGGGAAGGACACAGAAAGAAGUUUCGCGUGUCCAGAGAAGAUGAGGAGAUGGAGACGGGAAGUUCAGGGGUGAAGGUGAAAAAGAAGAAAAAGAAGAGCUGGAGUGACCAGGAUCCAUCCAGCAGUCAUGCUCCGGAGGUAAACCCACUUGGGCUGAAGCUGAAACGCAGCCAUGUGUGCGAGCAGGAGCAGCUGGCAUCAGACCUCAACAGAGCGCUCUCGCUCUCGCAGCUCGACUCUCUCGGCGCACCCCGCAAACUUACAUCCAGCCACAAAGGAGAGCGGCCCAGGGGCAAGUCCACCGACAGCCAGGCGAAGGAGCAAGCUAUCCACUCUUCGUCGAAAGGCAAACACAAGGUGGCCAUGAAGGCCUCAGAGGCCAUACGGAAGGUGAAAGGUCACAAGAAGAGCGCUUUGUUCUCCCCUGUGAGAUCAGAGAUCAGCAGCUGCUCUAACAACUCUGACUCAGAGGGUCACAAUUCCACAAGAGGGGGCUGGCCCUCUCUGUCAGGGACGGGCUCCCACAGCAACCUGACCCGCAAGAGACGUGCUGCGUUGUCGCCGACCUCCGUGCUGUCCAGUGCCAAGACCCAGAAGAAGAAGAAGAAGAAGAAACACAAGCACUUAUCCCUGCUGCUGGAAGAAGCAGGCCUCAGCUCCUCGGACGACUCGUUCGAUCAAGAAACUUCGGAGGAUGACUACGAUGAUAACGAGGAGUCCAAUUCAGAAGACGGUGGGUGUGAGGAGAGCGGCCUGGGUCUGUUGGCCAGGUUCGCGGCGAGCGCGCUCCCCGUCAGCUCCACCCCUUUGACCCUUCUCCCUGAUGGCAAACAUCGCAGCCGGCAAAGCACUCUGGGUUCAUCCGAGUGCGAGUGGUCUGACUCUGGCUCCGACUUGCGCCUGAGAAAGUUCCCGUCUCUGCUUCACGGCAAACGCUCCGCGCCAGAACUCCCCCUGUUGCCCCCUGCGACCCGCCGCAUUGACCAGACCAGCCCGACUCAGCGGGACGACGCGCUGCCCGUCAAGCGCAAGCAUCUUCCCACCAAGCCUCGUCCCACGCCGCAGUCGCCGCGGCGCUUCAGCUUCGACCUGGCGACUGCUUCCGGCUGCGGGGGCUUCAGCGAGGAUGAAGCCUGGAACCGGCGCCGCAGCGAGAGGAUCUUCCUCCACGACGCCACCGCCUCAUCAAACUCUGCUUCCACCAGUCACAACUCUGCCCCGCCUCUCGCCUCCAAGCCCGCCUCCAGACCCAAACAGCUUCCUCCCAGCAGAGAGGGAAAAGAUGCGGUGAAAAAAAAGAAGGCCAAGGACUCCUCCUCCUCUCUGCCUGUGAGCCCAGCCUCUUUGGGCAGUCCAUUGAGAGACGGCACCGCGGCUCUGAGCCUCAGCCCGGCGCGGAAGAGCCAACCAAAAGCCAAAACCAAGGCCCGGGAGCCGUCCAGGGGCGCCGUGAGCCGACUGAUGGAGAGCAUGGCGGCAGAUGAAGACUUUGAACCCAAUCAGGACAGCAGCUUCAGCGAAGACGAGCUCCUCCCACAGCGCGGUAAUGGCGUGUCAGAGAGGUCCUCCACGCCCGCUCCAGUGCAGUGUGUGUUGGACAAGGACUCAUUAGUGGAUGGACUCAGGGUUCUGAUUCCAAUGGACGACCAACUUCUAUACGCAGGACAUGUGAACACGGUGCACUCACCUGAUAUAUACAGCGUGGUGGUGGAGGGCGAGAGAGGGAACAGGCCGCACAUCUACUGCUUGGAGCAACUGCUGCAGGAGGCUAUCAUCGACGUGAAGCCUCCGUCGGUGCGUUAUCUCCCCGAGGGCACCCGCAUCGCUGCCUACUGGAGUCAGCAGUACCGCUGCCUUUAUCCUGGCACGGUUGUCAACGGAAGCUCAGACAUGGACGAGAACGACGAUCUCAUCACAGUGGAGUUUGACGAUGGCGACACAGGCCGCAUCCCGCUCUCGCACAUCCGACUUCUGCCUCCAGACUACAAGAUCCAUUGUGCUGAGCCUUCCCCUGCACUGCUCGUGGCCAGCUGCUCCAGGAGGAGAGUGCGCAAAUGCAGCAAGGAGGGCAAAGAGGCCGGACCAAAGACGGAUGAAAGUGCUCCAAAGGUGAAAGGAAAGCCUGGUCGCAAACCUAAACCCAAACCAGAAACCUCCUUGAACUCUGAUGGCAAAGACAAAACAGAGUCUCCAUCACCCACUCAGCCUCCCGACAAAGCCCAGGAUGCAACCAAAUCAGCACAGGAGAGGACCUCGUCUGUCCAGAAAGCUGCUCAGGAGAAGCCUCGGCCUGCUUCACGGCCCACGGUGGUGACCCAAACAAAACCGGGACACAAGACUUCUAUCACGUCCUCUUCAAGUAGUCCAACCAUUCCUACUCCAGUACCCAGAAAGCCGAGCUUAGCCCCCGCUGCUAAGCCUCAAGCUAAGCUCUCUCCUUCUAUCUAUCCGUCCACUUAUGGAAAGGUUCUGACUGUGGACCUGUACAGCGAGCCCAAUUUGACGUCAUACAAUGGCCAGCGUAGAGACAGAGACAACAUCAGACCCAUGUCCAGACCCAGUAUGAUUCCAUCAUCUGCUACACCAAAGCCUAGUGGCUCGUCAACACUAAGACCCGCCUCUACUCCAGCAUCCAAAAACAAACCCGACCAUCACAGCAUCUCUAGGCCCGUCAGUUCAGUUCUCAUCCCCAGUCCAGUUGCGAGGCUGCCGCCAGGCAAACCCAGCUCUGCUCUGACUCCUCGACCUUCGUCAGCAUCAUCAAGUCCCUCUGGACACAAGCUGAAGCUGCCCUCUGAGCAGCUGUCCUCCAGGUCCAGCCCCAUCUCCAGGCUCAAGCCCGCCUCCAGGCAGGGGGACAUGGGCACGGUGGUGAAACGGAAGCCUACGUCCGCGGAGCCCCUCGUGAAGCUCGACCACGAGGGUGUCACCUCGCCCAAAACCAAGAAGACCAAGGCUCUGAUGUUGCUGGAAGGCCGGGGAGUCCGACGUGAUCACAGCCCCGUCACCGCCGCCGAUCAGAAGCUGCUCAAAUCCAAACAGAGACAUCCUGAGCGCGAGACUGCGGAUCUGCGGGAGAAAGAGUCCAGCUACACCGCACAAAUGUUGACUAAAGAGAGAGCUGAGAGAGGUAGAGGACAGGCCGUUAAUGCGAAGGAGGAGAAAAAGGAGGAGGAGGACAGAAGACAGGAGAGGAAGAUGAAGGAGGAGUCUCAAAGUAGCAGCAGCAGCAGCUCCGAGUCCGAGGAAGAAAGCGGCAAAGGGAAGAUGAAGCAAAAGAAGAAAUGCACCUCAAGUUGCUCUUCCUCCUCUUCAUCCUGCUCUGGAUCUUCCUCGUCGUCGUCAUCGUCGUCCUCCUCCUCCUCCUCUUCCUCAUCGUCCUCGUCAACAGACGACUCCUCCUGCAGCUCAGAUGAAGAGAGGACCCCCACCCCUCCACCAGGCCCCGUCUCUCCCCUGCCUGCCACAGAGGACAAAGUGAAAGAGGAGGUUCCAGAAGUGGAGGAGGAGGUGAAGGAGGAAGUGGACGUCAAAGUGGAGGAGGAGGAGGAGGAGUCAUCUCCUCUCUCCCAUUCCCCCUCACUCUCUCCGACUCCUGCCACUCCUGUUAAGCCGGCUAAACCCGCCAGCGGGAAGGGCUCCGGGCAAAGGGGGCGUCCUCCUAAACCGAAGCCCAGUGGAGGAGAGGCCAAGGUGGGCAGGCCGAAGCGCAGAGAGGGUGUCCACCUCCCCACCACCAAGGAGUUGGCCAAACGACAGCGGCUUCCCAGUGUGGAAAACAGACCCAAGAUUUCUGCUUUCCUUCCAGCCAGACAGCUCUGGAAGUGGUUUGGGAAACCCACUCAAAGACGAGGAAUGAAGGGCAAGGCUAAGAAGCUCUUCUACAAGGCCAUCGUGCGCGGCCGAGAGAUGAUCCGCAUCGGCGACUGCGCCGUCUUCCUGUCUGCCGGAAGGCCCAACCUGCCCUUCAUCGGCCGCAUCCAGAGCAUGUGGGAGUCGUGGGGCAGCAACAUGGUGGUCAGGGUCAACUGGUUCUACCAUCCAGAGGAGACCAACCCUGGCAAGAAACUCACCGACAAGAAGAACUGGGAACAAAUAUGCGGACAGUCCAUACCAGCUGCUCUGCACUCUUCCAUACAAAGAAAAGACUUUAUGGAGCGCGCCCUGUACCAGUCGUCCCACAGCGACGAGAACGACGUGCAGACAGUCAGUCACAAAUGCCUGGUGGUGGGCGUGGAGGAGUACGAGCAGAUGACCCACACGCGCCGCUACGCAGAGAGCGAGGACCUCUACUACCUAGCGGGCACCUACGAGCCCACCACAGGCAUGAUCUUCAACACGGACGGCGUCCCGGUCAUCUGCUAGGAAAGGAAGAAAAAAAAACAAAACGUGCAACCAAAAUGUGAGGCGACUAGCAGUCAAAAUCCACUCGGGUGUUCCUUCAGAGUUGUCUAGCAAGGAGAUGCUCAUAUAGGUCGUAUAUUCAUGGACUGAUAGUAUUACGUGGAACAUUUGCACACACACGCACACACACACACACAGACUAUGUAAAUACACACCUACACCUAACAGAAAGCUAUAUAGAGGCAAAUAUGAGUGUUUUAUUUUCAUGUUGUAGAUACGUCCGAGUACAGUCGGGAAGCUUUAACGAAAUGUGAAUGACGACACGGGCGGUGAGAGACCGUUGUGAUGUUCCGAUGUUGCCGUGGUGAUGAUGUUACAAGUCCUGUUUGGGUCAUUUAAUUCGGUGUACAGUUAUCUUCUAGAGAACAGCAGCAGCGACAGAUGCAAAAGAGAGGAAGCGAUGCACAGGAAGACAAAAAAGAGGUUGAGACUCCCUCCAAUUUGCUGUUCAACAGAGAGCACUUAAACACAUACAUAUAUAUCGAUAUAUUAUAUAUGCGAGUUUAAUUUAACCCCUCGUUCCCCCUUGACAAUCCAAAGUCAGGCAGGUUCAGCUGUCUCAAACUCCCUCAGACACUCAGGCUAAAGAGAGAGGAAGUCGUCUUGUACUUUUAGCAGCACUUCUCCAUUGUCGUCUUUGGCUUCUUAAAGGAACAAUCCACCCUGAAAUACUUUUCAAACCGUUAUCUGUUUGGCCACUUUGGGGCAAUGUAGUAUUAAAUUGGGUUAACCAAGAAGGCAUAUGCACAGAUUUGACUCGGAGUGGAUUUUUCCCAUUUUUUUCUACCAGUUUGUAAACACAUCAUCGACCUGUACAUGUCUGCCAUUUUUCAUCCGUCCAUUUUUGGCCCUCUGUGUAGUUUGUGCUUUUUGACAGGGGUGGGGGGUGUCUUGUAUGUCUUCCUGGAGUUUUUAUGACAGCCCCCCACCCUCCCAACCCCCCACCGUCCCAUGCCACACCCUCUUUCACACACAAACAAGUCCCUAUUUCCACGCUUUUUAUUCCCCGCUUCCUUUGACUUGUGCCUAUUUUGACCGUUUUUAGGGUGCAGCUAUUGAAUGUCACGUUGAGGGGGCCUUAUUUUUUAUUUUUUUGCCAAAUUGUCUAGCUCCUUCCACCAUCUUGGCCCCUUUGUGGCCACGAAACUGCAAUCCAGUAUAGUGUGACUCUCACACUGAGAAUGAUCUUGUUGAUAUUCAAUAGGUUUUAAUAUGUGCUGCUUGCUCUAAUCUUCUAUAAUGUCACGGGUACAGUCGAGAUUCACAAAAAAAUACAAGAAAGUUUGAUCAUAUGCUGCUAGUUUAUGUUGAUAUUUUCGGUCUGACAAGGUACAUUGAGACUAAAGCGAUAUGACGCACACUUUGGAGUGGAGGUCACACUAAAUGAACACGCGAGGAAAACCUAACAAGUGCCCGUUAUGAAUGUUUCUUUACACCCCCGUUAUCUGCUCAAGCACUUUUUUUUUUUUUUUUUUUACACAUCUUUUGUAAGCUGUCAAGCUGUGUUCAAGCCUUCCCAUCGCUUUCCAUCCAAAGCCUUACAGGGUCCAACAUGUCCUCAUCUUGUUUGCCGUUCAACCUUCUGUGUUUUACUUUGCCUUGCUUUUGCUGUGCUUUUUUACUUUGUAUACAUUUUUUGCAUGUUUUUUUUUGUUUUUUGUGACCACCCCCCCUCUCUGAACAAUCGUCCAUGCCUGCUGACAGGCACUGGGAGCUAGCUGCUAGAGAGAGAGAAAGAGCGAGCGAGCAUAAGAGAGAAUGGGAGAGAGAGAGAGCGCGCGAGGUGGACUGGAGGCUGGUUCUUCGUCUGCUGUUCCUUCAGUAUCGUAAUCGUCCUGUUACAAAAAGAUUAUUUUGAAAAUGAAUAGGAAAAAAAAAAUCAUCUAAGUUUUGUAAAUGAUCCUUCACUGUCAGGUGGAGAGAAAAGCUUAUCAGAAUAUACUUUGUACACGUCUAAUCUUGUUAAAAAAAAAGGAAAAGAAUACAUUUUAAAUCAGAAACCAGAUAUAUUCUGUUAGACUAUUUCGUAUGUUUUUUUUUUUUUUUUUUUUUUUUUUUA
Molecule: messenger RNA, 11422 nt
Organism: Dunckerocampus dactyliophorus (ringed pipefish)
Lineage: Eukaryota; Metazoa; Chordata; Actinopteri; Syngnathiformes; Syngnathidae
Gene: tnrc18
Product: trinucleotide repeat containing 18
Exons: 29
Coding region: 310-9324 (3004 amino acids)
Molecular function (GO): chromatin binding
Source: RefSeq, a predicted model, not a curated record